AUAUGGCGAAGUGAUAGAAUAUAUUCGUAUUCUGAACUCCUUCUAGGAAUCUUGGCAUGUUUCUCUAUUGUAGAUAUUAUGGCGGAGCCCAGAGUUAGAUAUAUGAUUAGAUGGUACUCGCCUUAUGUUUGGGCUUUCUCGCCUCUGACGAUCCGUAACUUAUCUCCCCUCCAAAAUAACGCUCUACAGGUUGUUUUUUAUAAGAGUGUUACGGAGGUUGACCAUGGAGCACCCUUCUAUUCUGGCUUGUGAACCCAGGGCUCGGAGUGUGUCGAGGCAAUUUGAAAACAAAUCCUCGAGGACAUUUACAAAUGUCAUGAUAUUUAUUUUGGUGUGAAAUAAAGGAUUGGCCAGUGCCAUUAUCUAGUGCUCGAUUUUUUUAUUUGAAAUAAAUUCUUGCAAG
Molecule: messenger RNA, 403 nt
Organism: Cylicocyclus nassatus
Lineage: Eukaryota; Metazoa; Nematoda; Chromadorea; Rhabditida; Strongylidae
Source: the annotation of a GenBank genome assembly